AUGUCAAGCACGUCAGCCAAAGGUCCUUCGGCCAAGCGCGCCCAUCCCAAGUACAGCGAGAUGGUCGCCGCCGCCCUCAGGGCCCUCAAGGAGCGCAACGGGUCCUCCCGCCAAGCCAUCCUCAGGUUCAUCCUCGCUUCCUUCCAGGUCGGGGACGAGAAGGCCGCCGGCGUGCAUCUGAAGCAGGCGCUGAGGAGGGGUGUCGCCAGCGGGUCUCUGCAGCAAACCAAGGGCACCGGCGCCUCCGGCUCAUUCAGGCUCUCCAAGGAGGAGCUGAAGAAGGCUGCGCCCAGAAAGGACUCCGCCAAGAAGGUGACAAAGAACGUGACGGCAAAGAAACCCACUUCUAAAACUGCAGCGAAGAAACCCAGCGCUAAGACUGCAACGAAGAAACCCAGCGCUAAGACUGCAACGAAGAAAUCCAGCGCCAAGACUGCAACGAAGAAACCCAGCGCCAAGACUGCAACGAAGAAACCCAGCGCCAAGACUGCAACGAAGAAACCCAGCGCCAAGACUGCAACGAAGAAACCAAGCGCUAAGACUGCAACGAAGAAACCCGGCGCUAAGACUGCAACGAAGAAAGCAAGCGCUAAGACUGCAACGAAGAAACCCGGCACCAAGACUGCCUCAAAGAGACCUACUUCUAAGUCUACAACAAAGAAGGUCUUCACUAAGACUACAACAAAGAAAGCCACUACUAAGACUCCAAAGAAACCCAUCGCAAAGAAAGGAGCAACAAAGAAUCCAACAACAAAAAAGGCAACAGCAAAGAAACAGACUAUUAAGAAAACAGCAACAAAGAAUGGGAAGAGCUAA
Penaeus indicus is the source of this 816-nucleotide messenger RNA. Its product is annotated as histone H1-delta-like. The transcript has a single exon. Gene Ontology annotation, cellular component: nucleosome; nucleus. Gene Ontology annotation, molecular function: structural constituent of chromatin; double-stranded DNA binding; nucleosomal DNA binding. Gene Ontology annotation, biological process: negative regulation of DNA recombination; chromosome condensation; nucleosome assembly. Lineage: Eukaryota; Metazoa; Arthropoda; Malacostraca; Decapoda; Penaeidae. The coding region runs from base 1 to 816 and encodes 271 amino acids. The record is from RefSeq and is a predicted model, not a curated record.